AUGCAUCCGUUCCCGCACCCGCAACCGUACCCCGCACCCCGCACCCGCAAUUUGCAUGUCGGGCACGUCGAGCACGUCGGGCACGUUGUACAUUGUCGUUCGCAUUGUCAUUGUCGUCAUCGUCGUCAUCAUCGUUGUGAUAAUCGUGGAUAUUUUGUCGUCUACUCUGUUUUUUCUUGCGUAUAUCAUUCGCUCCGUAACGUGUGUCGGUUCGCAUUAACGCAAGGAAAUGGCUGGAGAUAUCUCUGAAUUAACACAUUAUAAAUAUGUUGGUUCAAGACUUCUUUCUCCUAAAAUGCAUCGAUCACAAAUUCAAGAAGAACAAAGAUUUGAGGAGCCUGAAAUACGUUUAUCGCGAUUUCUAUAUGUUGGAAAGGAAUAUGCCAACUAUCAGCCUGGAUAUUGGUUUGUCCAUAAUUAUUUUAUAAUGAAAAAUGUUCCAUCUAUAGAAGAACUUGCUGGUAAUGAGAAAAAGCAACUGGUACCAAUAGAACUAAUCGUAAAAGCAUUUGAAAGCAAUCUUGUUCCACAUCCAGAAACUUUGGUAUUUGCUCUCGCUGUUUGCUGUAGGCAAAACAAAAGCGAGAUGUUGCGUAAUGUGGCAUACAAUAAUGUAGCAAAGAUCUGUGCAUCUACACAGGACUUCAUCUUGUUUAUUAAAUUUGUCUCCAAAUUGUGCAAAGAAAAAGAGUUGAAUUUUAUUACACAAGGCUGGGGUCAAGGUUUGAGGAAAGCUAUAAACAAUUGGUAUCUUUCCAAAGAGCCAUUGGACCUAGCAAAAUGUGUCACAAAAUACAAAAGUAGAUAUGGUUGGAAGCAUAAAGAUAUCGUCAAGUUAGCUCAUCCUUCAACCAAUAGUCCAGAAAAAGGAGUGAUACUGAAAUAUAUAAUACAUGGCAUGGAAAAAACUAAAGCGGCUUUGGAAGAUCAAUCCGAGAAUCCGAAUAUUAACGAAAUAUUAAAAUACCUACAAAAUAUAGAAGACUUCAAACAUUGUGAAGAUGAGGUUCGAGCAGCUGCUUUACUGGAAAGAUAUGGUUACUCAUUACAGCACGUACCUGGACACUUGCUAAAAUCUAAGGAGGUUUGGAAUUCAUUGAUAUCGUCAAUGGAUAUCGUUACACUCUUAAACAACCUGCAAAGGAUUAGCAAUCUUGGAUUGUUAGAGUCGGGCGGAUUGGCAGUCGAGAAAAUAACGGAGCAGCUUGCUAAUGCAGAACAUAUAGCGCAAAGUAAAAUUCAUCCCGCAUUAAUUUACAUCACUCUAAAAAAUUACGAAAAUUGUGGAAAACCUUUGAGUUACGAGAAGCGAAAAGUCCAAGAAUCAGCAAAGAAAACUCUGCCGCCUGUACCUUAUCCGAAUAUCAAAGUAGUGAGCAUUCUACGCGAAAUGUUUGAUUUGUCAUUCGCUCAUCAACAACCCACGAAUUUGCGCUACCUAGUGACGAUUGGGAUGAACAAGCCGAUGUUGGAAGGACGCGCUUGGCAGAACGCUAAUAUGACUGGCGCUGAGACGGGCUGUCUAAUCGCGAUGAUGCUUUUGCGUUGCGAAACAAAUGUUACCGUAGCGACAUUUAAGCACGUUGGAGUUUAUACAGCAGACGUCGACAAGACGCAAUCUUGCAGCGACAUUUUGGCGACAUUAAAGAAAAUACCCGUUGCAGGUAUUAACCUGAGUAAACCAAUAUUAUGGGCCAUGAAGCAGAAGACGAAGUACGAUGUCUUUAUCAAUAUUGUGGAUCAAGUGUACGAAAAGUAUGACGAAUCUCAGAAAGCUCUCAUAUCGUACAGAGAUGAACUAAAACAUCCACAGGCAAAGUUGAUUAAUUGCAGCGUAUGCUGUUCCUCAACAUAUCGUAAGAUAAAUUGUGACAAAAAUAUCUUAACGAUCAACGGUUUCGACGCUACCGUACCUAUUAUCAUCCGGGCGUUCUCCCAAUCUUUGUUUUAAAUGUGAAUACACAUUAAAUUUUCAUUUGAUAUGAUGCAAGAAGUCGAGCAAAGAAAGGGAGUUUUUUUCUCUUAAAGCAUAUUUCGAUAUAAAAGUGCAGUAAUACAUUGUUUUGAUAGUUUUAAAAGCUGAUUAUAGUGAGAUUAAAUUGAUUUUUUUUCAAAAUCGAGUCGGAUUGACAAACAAACUAAUGUGAUGAAUAGAGAUGAAGGAAAGUUGCAAAAAGAGCUUUCAUCAAUUACUUAAAACAGUGGCAAAUUUUGAAAUCUUAAACAUCUCUGUUUUUUAUAAGUUUCGAACAUUGGCUUAUGUGUAUUUGCAUACAUAUAACUGAAUCAGAUUGUUUAAUUUUGCACAUGUCUGUUAAUUCAUUUAAGUUUUUAUGGAGAGAUAGUACAUUUUGAACUCUGUAGAAUACAGAGUAUUGCAAGUGAACAAUGAAAAUUAUCGAGAACGUACCGCAAGUAGCGCUGUGUAUUAUUAUUGGCCCACGACGAUGAUAUUAAAUUAUCUACAUGUUUUUAGUGUUAGGGAACAGCUGUGUAGUAUUUUUCUUUUUAUGAGUAAAAAAGAUUAAAUAGUUUUUACUCCGGAUUUGGAUUUUCGACGAUACUACUAUUUAAAGUAAUUCGGCGAUUUUACUUUUCGCAUACAUUGGCGCGCAAUAUUAAUUUGAUAAUCAUAUAAGCAAUAUAUAACUCAGUUACAUAUACUUUUUUAUUAAGCCGUUGCAUAUGAAAUCUUACUUUUUAUAUUUUAUUUUAUUUUAAUUAUAUAUUUGAAAUUUGUAAGUAUUUUUUUUCUAAAACAAAUUAAAAUCUUACACUAUCAUUUGUUGUAAAAUUGCUAUCGAGGAUAUGUUGCAUCGAAAAUAUCAUUGCUUUUUUCUGCUUUUUUCUUUUUCUAACAUCACAUUUAUAAAGAGAGAGAAAGCUACGAAAGAUUCUUUGAAUCUGAGUCAACUUUAACUUAAACUAUACUUAAUUUUUAUUUUUAUGAAAAUGAUCGAAAAGAACAUAGAUAUACCGUUACUUAUCUUCAAAGUUAUUUUUGUGAUGUAAGACAUUUUGAAAACCUUCGAAAGUUUUAUAUGCAACUGCAAUAAUCUUUGAAAAGUAAAAAAAAAAGGAAAAAGUACAAUUCAAUAGUCCUAUGUUCCAUAAUAGUGCAUUAUCAGAGACACACUACGCAGCGAAGUUAGGAUAAGACUGCAUAGCGGAUACGGAAACGCGUAUCUUAAGUAACAUAUGGUGCAUUUUUUGACUAAUAUGAUAAAAAAAAAAAAGAAAAAUCUUAUACUCUCUAAUAUUAUAUUACUAUAUUGCUUGCUUAAUACUGGUUGCCGGUUUACGCUUCUUUGUAAUAACGUGCGCGUAUCGAUAACGUGAUCUUAUUAGAAAAAAAAAAAGAAAAAACAAACAAAAGUUAACACGCUUCUGGUACCGGUGCGCUUCUGGACAGUUAAAAAAUAAUAAUCUAAAAUAAGUAAAACGAAAAAGACAAAAAAAAAAGAAAGUGAAAGAGGGAGGAGGACGGUGAUGAACAUAGGAACGUUGAAAAUUUUCCCACUGUGAUACGCAUUUAGCCCCAAAGAGUUAUAGACUUACAUUAGUAUAAUUUUACUGUUACUAUCUCAUAUUUGCCAUAUCCAAAGUGAAGACAAGCGAGAGACAAAUACUAAAUACAUUACUGAAUAAUAUACUGUGAUACGAGAUACAUUGUUGUUGUUCAAACUAGGGAAAUGAUAUUUAAGGCGACGCGGCCCAGAAGCGCACCGUAUAUUAUUAUAUUUGUUGAAUUUUAGUCACUAUGCGCGAAUGAAUUAACACGUGAAUUUUCUGUUGAAAAUUCUGUAUCUUUCGGCGAGCUCUUGAUCUACGAAUUAUCUUCUCGAGUUUUCCCCUUUCGGGUUUUCGCGUACGAAAAGUAUAUGUACCUCCUUCAUACCUAAUCGCUAAAAAGUACAGCGUGGAUGAACAUUCUCAGGUCUUUGAAACAAAUUUCAAUUAAGUGCUUAACUGUUCACCUGUUCUUUGCAGCUGUCUUCUUGAUAAUCUGUGGAUCAAAAGCUAUCAACAGCAAUUAUAACGAAUGAAUUUUAUUUCAAUACAACAAUUUUGGAUAGGAUGUAUAAGUAAAUUUCUCCCUUUUAAACGAUUUUAAACACUUUACUCCUCCAAUAUAAAAAAUAAUGUCAAAUUCUAAUUGAUUCUCUAAAGCUUGAAGUCUUACUUUUUUGCCGAAUUGGGAAAAAAAGUAAAAGAAAUUGAUUCUUUAUUAUUAUCUGUUGAAAAAGAUUUAUCCAUACAUCACAUUGAGAGAAUUAAUUAGCGAUAAACUAAGUUUCAAAAAAAGAAAGAAAGAAAAAAUGGGAAACCGAUUUUCUCUAUCAAUAUUUUAUCAAAAAAAUUAUAUAUUUAUUUGAAGACACGUUAUAUGCAGUGAUUAAAACAUAUAUAUAUAUAUAUAUAGAAAUUUCUUAUAUAGAAAUUUUAAACAAAAUUGCGUGUUUAUGAUUCAACGAAAGAAAAUCAUGAUAAAUUUAUUGGUAAGAUUCGUAUUUCUCAAAAGAAAAUUCACACAAAUGAUUGUUAAUCUCGGUUGCGCAGCGUUUUACCGAGAAUUUUGUAAUAAAUUAUAAUUUAUCAAAAGUAUCUAUAUCUUGUACUUUUACACAUUAUUUUUAAACUUGGUAUUUUGUGAGCAUUGCGCUCGGAGAAAUUAUUUAUACAUUUAUUGCGCGCGCACGCACACAUAUACAUACAUCUCGUGUUUAAAUCGUUCGGUGAGAGAAUUUCUAGCGCAUUUUUACGAAUGCGUAACUUUGUAGCGCGAGAGCAAAAAAAUUUGUUUUUGAAAAACGAAACGCGUCUAAUUACUGAAACGCUAGUUAGACGAGUUUAAGUAUAAUAUACACUACGCUACGUUCAUAUUAGUAGCUCAAUUGUAUUCACUGGCAUUAGCGAGUAGGCAUUACAUAGUAUUUGUAUAUGUAUGGGAGUGCGUCUCGCGAUCGGGGAGCGAUUUCGUCUAAGGGCUGCGUCUUCUUUUUUACAACAGACAUUUACAAUAAUCGACCAAUUUUAAUUCUAAAUUCAAUCGCCAAUAGCAAUCUUAUCAUAGUACAAGCAAAUCUCUUCUAUAAUCGUGUAUGUAUGUACAAUAUAUUACAAAAUUAUAUCAAUAUUAAAUUUAGCUAUAGAGUGUUCAAUACUUGAAGAUAGAUGAUGUCAUGAAAAAUUCGAAAAAUAUCCUAGAAUCGAAAUCCUUUCCGUUUGCGGUGUGCACGCAAAUAUAUGUAUUCAUUAAUAUUAUUAUAUAAGAAUACGUCCGCGAAGUAUAUGAUAUAUAGACUGGCGUAUAUGAAGGGAAAAAAAAAACGGAUAAAAAAAGAAAAAAAAAAAAGAAAAAGAAAGCAGUAGUAUAGCCAGAACUUGAAGGAAA
Molecule: messenger RNA, 5395 nt
Organism: Cataglyphis hispanica
Lineage: Eukaryota; Metazoa; Arthropoda; Insecta; Hymenoptera; Formicidae
Product: RNA-binding protein RO60-like
Exons: 9
Coding region: 230-1951 (573 amino acids)
Cellular component (GO): ribonucleoprotein complex
Molecular function (GO): RNA binding
Source: RefSeq, a predicted model, not a curated record